CGCGCGGCGGCUCCUUCCGCCCUGCCCUGCGCUCGGCUCGGCGGACAUCGGUUUCGGGGCGGGGGACUCCGAGGGUCCCGAGUGCUCGGGAGGAGUGGCGCCGCUUCCGGGGAAACCGAGUGCUGACCGGAAGAAAAGAUGUUUGGUUUUCACAAGCCAAAGAUGUACCGAAGUAUAGAGGGCUGCUGUAUUUGCAGAGCGAAGUCCUCCAGUUCUCGAUUCACCGACAGUAAACGCUACGAGAAGGACUUCCAGAGCUGUUUUGGGUUGCACGAGACUCGCUCGGGAGAUAUCUGCAACGCCUGUGUUCUGCUUGUGAAACGAUGGAAAAAGCUGCCGGCAGGAUCAAAGAAAAACUGGAAUCAUGUGGUAGAUGCGAGGGCAGGACCCAGUCUAAAGACUACACUGAAACCAAAGAAAGUGAAAACCCUGUCUGGAAACAGGAUAAAAAGCAACCAGAUUAGCAAACUGCAGAAGGAAUUUAAACGUCACAAUUCUGACGCGCACAGCACCACCUCCAGUGCCUCCCCCGCCCAGUCUCCUUGUUACAGUAACCAGUCAGAUGAUGGCUCGGACACAGAGAUGGCUUCUGGCUCCAGCAGAACGCCGGUUUUCUCCUUUUUAGAUCUUACAUACUGGAAAAGACAGAAAAUAUGCUGUGGGAUUAUCUACAAAGGCCGCUUUGGGGAAGUCCUCAUCGACACGCACCUCUUCAAGCCGUGCUGCAGCAACAAG
This is a messenger RNA of Octodon degus (degu), 735 nucleotides long. RefSeq names its product SIN3-HDAC complex associated factor (gene Sinhcaf). The record is from RefSeq and is a predicted model, not a curated record. NCBI's taxonomy places the organism in Eukaryota, Metazoa, Chordata, Mammalia, Rodentia, Octodontidae. The transcript has 6 exons. The annotation marks the transcript as partial. Gene Ontology annotation, biological process: negative regulation of cell migration.